Messenger RNA from Emiliania huxleyi CCMP1516, 684 nucleotides. RefSeq lists its product as hypothetical. Bases 1 to 684 code for a protein of 227 amino acids. The record is from RefSeq and is a predicted model, not a curated record. Lineage: Eukaryota; Haptophyta; Isochrysidales; Noelaerhabdaceae. The transcript has a single exon.
AUGUUCGACGCAUCCCGCGGCCGUGUCGCGGUGACUGUCGAAGGCAAGGGCCUCUCUGUACGACCGGAGAACCUUGCGCUAGCCGAUCGCGAGGCCAGCCUGGUGGCCGCGCUGCAAGCGCUGUGCGUCGCUCCCGGCCCGGGCUGGCAUUCAGCCAAGGAGCUCCACUCGCGGCUACUGCAGCAGAGCGAGUGGGCUGGCGUCUCGCUGCAGGAGGUGAAGCGUGGGUGCACCGUUCUGGCGCAGAGCGCGCCGCCAGCCGCCAAUGGCACGGUUGCGGAUGCCGCCGCCUCAGAGACAGAGGCUGCCGAGGCGGGCGCGGCAGCAGACCCGGCGGCGCGCGUGGCGACGCUGCUCGAGGUGCUACGCGCAUCGCGCGCCGGCAGCGAGGAGCGGCGGGCAGCGGUGGAGGAGCUGCUCGCGCUGCUCAAGGCGCACGGUAGCAGCAGGAGCGUGGUCAACGCGCUGGUCGACGGCGAGGGCCCACAGACGCUCUACGCGAUCGAGAACUCGAUGCAGGGCGACUGGCACACGGACGCCCGCAACGGCACCCUCACGAGGAUCGGAGAGAUCGUGCGGCUGAGCGGCCCGGUCGGACUCGCCGUGUCGCGCUACAGGGCGAUGUCGACGCGAAAGGUGGAGGCGGCAGUGGCCGGCAUGCACGACGGGUGUGAGCACGACUAG